UCCCGCCCUACCGCCCGUGCAGAGAAGGAGGUGGCGGAGCCCGAGGAGAGGAUGGUGAACGGCAAACCAAAGAAAGUGCGCAAACCCCGCACUAUUUAUUCCAGCUUUCAGCUGGCGGCGUUGCAGAGGAGGUUUCAGAAGACCCAGUACCUGGCCCUGCCCGAGCGGGCCGAGCUCGCCGCCUCCCUGGGGCUCACNNUUUCCCAGGUGAAAAUUUGGUUUCAGAAUAAAAGGUCCAAGAUCAAGAAGAUCAUGAAGAACGGGGAGAUGCCCCCCGAGCACAGCCCCAGCUCCAGCGACCCCAUGGCCUGCAAUUCCCCGCAGUCGCCGGCGGUUUGGGAACCCCAGGGCUCGUCCCGCACCCUCAGCCACCCUGCCCACGCACACCCGCACCCGCCCACCUCCAACCCGGCCCCCGCAUCCAGCUACCUGGAGAGCUCGGCAUCCUGGUACCCCGCUGCCUCCUCCAUCAACUCCCACCUCCAGCCCCACGGCUCCCUACAGCACCCGUUAGCGCUGGCCUCUGGGACGAUUUAUUAAGAGCCUGACCCUUUAUUAUUAUUAUUAUUAUUAUUUUAUUUUAUUUUUUUUAAAAUUUUUUUUGUUUCGUUGUUGUCGUUGCUCCUUGGACUCCUGUGUUUUACUGUUAAGGAAUAAUACCGAAAGGAAUGCGUACGGGGGAUUUUUAAAAA
Calidris pugnax (ruff) is the source of this 692-nucleotide messenger RNA. It is a transcript of the gene DLX5, whose product is annotated as distal-less homeobox 5. The record is from RefSeq and is a predicted model, not a curated record. Gene Ontology annotation, molecular function: RNA polymerase II cis-regulatory region sequence-specific DNA binding; DNA-binding transcription factor activity, RNA polymerase II-specific. The annotation marks the transcript as partial. Gene Ontology annotation, biological process: anatomical structure formation involved in morphogenesis; regulation of transcription by RNA polymerase II; embryo development. The transcript is spliced from 2 exons. Lineage: Eukaryota; Metazoa; Chordata; Aves; Charadriiformes; Scolopacidae.